AUGAUAAGCAACAGUAAUGGGUCCCAACCUUCAGCUAUGCAGCUUUGCUAUGAGAACAUCAAUGGAUCCUGCAUUAAAACUUCCUACUCCCCUGGAUCCCAAAUAAUCCUCUACCUGGUCUUUGGCUCAGGAGCUCUAUUGGCUAUCUUGGGAAACCUUAUGGUCAUGAUUUCAAUUCUUCACUUCAAGCAGCUACAUUCUCCAGCUAAUUAUCUUAUUGCGUCCUUGGCUUGUGCUGACUUUUUGGUGGGAGUUACUGUAAUGCCAUUCAGUAUGGUAAGGUCUGUAGAAAGUUGUUGGUAUUUUGGGGAGAGAUACUGUAAAUUUCACACUACUUUUGAUGGAUCAUUUUGUUAUUGUUCCAUUUUCCACUUGUGUUUCAUCUCUAUUGAUAGAUACAUUGCUGUUACUGACCCUCUUGUCUAUCCCACCAAAUUCACCAUGUCAGUUUCAGGCAUCUGCAUCUUUUUGUCCUGGGUCCUUGCCACUACAUUUAGUUUUUCACUUUUUUACACAGGUGCCAAUGAUGAUGGACUGGAGGAAUUAGUAAGUGCUCUCACCUGUGUGGGAAGUUGUCAGAUGGCUGUGAAUCAAAACUGGGUAAUGAUAGACUUUCUGUUAUUCUUCAUUCCCACUCUGAUUAUGAUCAUUCUUUACUGUAAGAUUUUUCUAGUUGCUAAAGAACAGGCUAGAAAGAUUGAAAGUAUUAACAGCCAAACUGAGUCAGAAAGUUACAAAGCCAGAGUGUCUAAGAGGGAGAGAAAAGCAGCCAAAACACUAGGUAUUGCAGUGAUUGCAUUUCUGAUUUCAUGGUUGCCAUACUUUAUUGAAUCAAUAAUUGAUGCAUUCCUAGGGUUUAUCACCCCAACAUAUAUUUAUGAAAUUUUAGUUUGGUUUGCUUAUUAUAACUCAGCUAUGAACCCUCUAAUUUAUGCUUUCUUUUAUCCUUGGUUUCAAAGAGCAAUUAAGUUGAUUGUCACUGGGGAAAUCUUCAGAGGUCACUCUUCAACAAUAGAUUUGUUUUCUGAAAAAAAUUAA
This is a messenger RNA of Antechinus flavipes (yellow-footed antechinus), 1038 nucleotides long. RefSeq names its product trace amine-associated receptor 7a-like. The coding region runs from base 1 to 1038 and encodes 345 amino acids. The transcript has a single exon. NCBI's taxonomy places the organism in Eukaryota, Metazoa, Chordata, Mammalia, Dasyuromorphia, Dasyuridae. The record is from RefSeq and is a predicted model, not a curated record. Gene Ontology annotation, molecular function: trace-amine receptor activity. Gene Ontology annotation, biological process: G protein-coupled receptor signaling pathway. Gene Ontology annotation, cellular component: membrane.